This is a messenger RNA of Pseudonaja textilis, 1024 nucleotides long. It is a transcript of the gene PRELID2, whose product is annotated as PRELI domain containing 2. The record is from RefSeq and is a predicted model, not a curated record. NCBI's taxonomy places the organism in Eukaryota, Metazoa, Chordata, Lepidosauria, Squamata, Elapidae. Gene Ontology annotation, cellular component: mitochondrial intermembrane space.
UCGAGAGCGCAGUUUAGCGCCGAAUUAUAAUCCGCGCUGCCCCCUUUUUAUUUGAGGUCGCGGGCGGCAAAUUCCGAGAAACGUUCGGGACGCCCGAGAGAAGGCGCCGCUUUUGGAAAAGGGCGUUCCGUCCUCCCUUGGCGAGCGACCUACCACUCUCCCCUCUCCGCGGGUUUGGCCCUGGGUUUACACUGUGACCUAUAGGACGGGGUUGUUCUGCAAGCGAUGCCGCCGCCGCCGCCGCCCGUCAUAAAAGUUUUACGUAGUUCAGCGGCGAGGGCUGGCGCCUGGAGGAGGGAAGGGGCCUAGCCGGGCGACCGGCUGGUCUACCAAAACGCCGCCCGAGUUUGCAGGACGGGGCCGCGGCUGCUCCGUGCCCAACAUGGGGGUGACCGUGGAGGCCCAGAGAGUUUAUAAAUAUCCUUUCGAGCAGGUGGUGGCCAGUUACCUCCGCAAGUAUCCCAGUACCAUGGAGAAAAAUGUUAUUGCUGUAAAAACAGUAGAAGAGAAAACAGACUUGUCUACAGGAGUCAUAUAUCGGAGAAGGAUUGCAACAUGCCAAAAUGUAAUUCCACACAUUUUAAGAAAGAUUAGUACCCUGAAAGUAUCAGAAGUCUACUUAGAAGAGGAGUCGUGGCUUAAUAUGCAAGAUAGAAUUAUGUCUAUGAAGACUCAUUGUCUUACGUGGACAGAGUAUGCCACCCUAAAUGAAGAAUCAGUCUUCAGAGAAAGCUCUGAAAAUCCAAAUUGGACAGAGUUUGUUCAGAAAGGAAAUAUAACAGUAAAAGGCACUGGAUUGCUGAAUUGCUUACUGGAAAUUUUUGCAAAAUCCUUUUUAAAUCAAGGAGUCAAAAGGAGUAUUUCAAUCAUGGAAAGACUUCUGCAAGACCAGUUUGGAGGGCCUGUUUUAUAGUAAAAAAUGAACUAAAGUCUCUGUAUAUCUAAGUUAAUACAUAGGACUACAUCCUUACUUCCAACCUUACAUUUUACUGAAGUUAACCCUGUGGGUUGUUUUAAUGAAGAA